UUUGAACUUUAUUAUCACUUUUAUUGAAUUUGAUUAAAAUUCAUGUUUCUUCUUAAACCUGAGUUGAUUCAAAAUUUUUUUUUCGUUUCUUGGUUUAUGAUUAUGAUUAACUGUUUCCUUGUUUUGUUACAGUUGAAGUAAGUACUGGCUCAGUUUCCUAUAAAACACGGAAACUCAUGUAAUAUUCAUCCAAACAUAUGCACCUCAAAAGCAAGAACGUAUUUUAAAUGUAAUUUAUUUCAUAAAAUUUGUAUAUCUUGUACAAUCCUCAGAGGUUUGAAAUAUGAUUCUGAAAAUCGGAAGGGGAUUUUCGCGAGUGACUUUUAAUAUUUUUCAAUUCAUAGUAAUAUUGUUGUUUUUGUCUUAUAGUGAAUUGUCUCCGAGAUGUGAACGAGGAUGUUGUCCUGACUAUUACAUGGAUUAUUCUCAAAAUGAUUGCAUCCCCUGUAAAAAGGGAUAUUUUGGGCUCAACUGUGCUUUUCGAUGUACAUUGCCGUCUUACGGACGAAGGUGCCUUCUGAAGUGUAAUUGUUCGAAUGACAGGUGUCACUUUCAAAAUGGAUGUCUUCAUUUUUCCACUGACAGAAAAAUAAAAACAGAAAAAUCAACUCAUUCUCAAUCCACAAUUUUAGCAUUUGAUCCCAAAUCUGAGGAAAAUUUCAAACAAGAUGAUGUCAAUCAACCAAAAAGUCCUUGCUAUUCAAAAUACAAGAAGAAAUGGACAAAGACAAAGAAAUCUUUAAUAACUGUUACAAUAUUACUUUUUGGCUUUGCUUUUUUCAUGUUUGUUGCUUAUUUGAAAAUAUGUAAAGCAUUCCAGGAAAGAGGAGCACGAUAAACUCAACUUAGCAAAAGGCUAUCUAGAACUGAGAACAUCAAUAUCUAAUUUUUCUUUAAAUUAAAUGUAUAAUUGUGGGAUCUUACUACGUAUUCGUUAUCAAGAAGAAAGACACAAACAGGACAGGAAUCUUGAACUUUUUCUGUUAGUGACAUUAAAUAUGCCCAAAUGACCUUGGGUCAAGGUUUUAACAUGAGGUCAUGGACAAUCUUUUUGUGAAUAUAGUUGAUUCAUAUCUCCUCUUUCAGAAAGAUAUUGACGUUUACACAGGCCGAAAAACAGCUAGACAUACGGAAAAAGUGAUUCCUAUAUAUUCCCUUUGUCUACAGGGGAAUAAAAAAAGUAUGCACCUAAAAUGAAUAAAUAAUUAGGAAGUGUUUUGA
This is a messenger RNA of Saccostrea cuccullata (small rock oyster), 1221 nucleotides long. RefSeq names its product cell death abnormality protein 1-like. Lineage: Eukaryota; Metazoa; Mollusca; Bivalvia; Ostreida; Ostreidae. The record is from RefSeq and is a predicted model, not a curated record. Bases 284 to 838 code for a protein of 184 amino acids. The transcript has 5 exons.